UGGCGGGGAUGUUGUUGUUGUUAUUAGCACAGUCAACCAUGCCGUCAACAUGUAACGGAGCCUUCUGCUUGUGAUGUGAAGUUGGACAGGGGAUGUUCUGAUAGCGAAGAUAAUGGCGUCGCUUAUCAACAAUGAGCAAGUAUGGUAUUUAGCCGGCUAAUGCUAACUACAGAUAGCCACAUUGUGUUCUGUUUAGCAACGUCAGGGGUCCCUUCUGUUAGCUGCAAUAUUUUAUCACCGAGAUCAAUUAAUGCAAUACUUGUGUAGAUUCACUGAAGCAACCUUAGCUUUACCCACAAUUUAGCACACACAUGCCUGUCGAAAAAUACCCAAAUAGCAGUUACCAUUUGGACACCGGUUAUCGUCCGUCUCGUGUUAUCUCACCUGUUGCACUGGUAGUUGUUGGAUAUCCAGCAAACUGUAGACAAUGUCAGUCAACGGGAAAGUCAUCCCGCACACCCCGCUGGCCGUGGACUUCUGGCAGGUGCGGAAGUGUCCAGGCACACGGCUGUUUUUCCUGUCCCACAUGCACAGUGACCACACGGUGGGUCUGACUUCUACCUGGAGCAACCGGCCCAUCUACUGCUCACCGACCACCGCCACUCUGCUGAGACUCAAGCUGCAGGUGAAAGAAAAGUGGAUCCACCCAUUAGAGCUGGAUGAGCCAUACCUGUUGCCAAUGGAUGACAUCGGCAAGGAGAAGCUGACCGUCACACUGAUAGAAGCCAACCACUGUCCAGGCUCUGUCAUGUUUCUCUUCGAAGGCUACUUUGGCUCUAUACUGUACACUGGUGACUUCAGAUACACUCCCUCCAUGUUGCUUGAGCCAUGCUUGAGGACCCACACCACUAUAGAUGUCCUGUACAUGGACAACACCAACUGUGACCCCAACCACACCCUUCCCUCCAGACAGCAAGCCACUCAACAAAUCAAAGAGAUCAUCCGCAGACACCCAAACCACAAUGUUGUCAUAGGCCUGUAUGCACUGGGCAAGGAGUCUUUGCUAGUGGAGCUGGCAAUGGAGUUUAAAACCUGGGUUGAGGUGAGCUUUGAGAGAAUGCAGACCCUCAAAGCCCUUGAGCUGCCUGACGUCUUCACAACAGAACCAGGUGCCGGUCGUAUCCGAGUUGUGGAGCAGUCGAAGAUCUGCUCUGCCAAUGUACACAAGUGGGACAAAGAACAACCCACUCUGGCCAUCUUGCCCACCAGCAGGCCCCUGGUGUCCUUUCACCCAAAUGUCCAUGUGGUUCCCUACUCCGACCACUCCUCUUACCAAGAGCUGGAGGACUUUGUCUCUGCACUUAAACCUACCUCCCUUGUACCCAUUGUAGGAAACCAUGUACCUGCUAGCUUCUCUGCCUUACUGCCCCACAGAAAACGCCAUGAAAUCCUGGUGCCUGAGUGUGUCCGACACUACAUGUUGAGUCAGCCUGAGAGCCAACUCAGCUCCUCCGCAAACACCAGCCCCCGCCGCAGACAUUUCCAGCCUCUUUUACCCAAAGGGGUGUUGUUUGAUUCUCCUGUACGUGGAGCUGGGAAGUCAGGCGAAGAAGCCACGGAGCCAGAUGCUUCUGAGGAAGAGAUGGACGCAGAGGUUAGUGAAAAUGACUCUGACUGCAUUCUUGUUGACCCGAGCAAGUACCACACCCCUAAGAAAAACAGAGGAGGGACUGGAGACAUGUGCCUCAACAUCGUCAAGACCACAAGAACGCCUUUUGAGACUAAUGCCAAAAUAAUCAGUGAGACUGUAUCAAAUGACAUACACAGUAGUCCACAUAUGAGACAUAGCAACGUUCAGAACAACGACACACUGUCAGCAGAUGAGAGCAUGAGUCUGCUCAGUGGACAAAGAAUUGAACAGGACUGCGACAAUGAGUCAGAUGACCAAAUGAACAACAGCGUGGCAACAUUGCAGAGCCGCCUGGGUAAAGAUUGCAUCUCAUCGUCUAGCUCCUCGGCUGUGCUGAAGCAGAACUAUAUUGAAGAGAUUGAAAACAGUCUAUUAAAGAAUCUCCCUUUCACUGAGGGAGACUUUAAGAUGUGUGGCCUCUUGCAGCAGAGCUUUGUGAAAAGGUAUUCUCUCUUGCCCUUAUGUCAUGUUAGUGAUGAUGACCUUUCAGACAAAUAAUGUGACAUGACAUAUUAGUGCUGCUUUAGAGAUUGUUGUCUUGUGUGUAUGUAAAGAUAAGCACUUUAAAGCCAACAUAAUAUAAAUCAUUGGUACCUUUUAAUGUAUGUAAUAUAUCUUGUGGUACCUCAUUUUUGUUUGUGCAGCCUGAAGUUACAACACCUGUGAAGUGACUGACUGACUUUUGCCUUCAACUUUUAUUACAGUAUUUUGGCCUCCUGUCCAUGUUUGCAAGUGCAGCUUCCUAAAAUCUAGUUUCUCAUUGAAAGUCCCUAUUACUCUUGUUCUGAAACAACAAAUUGGUGGCUGAUCCACAGCUCAGAAUAGUCUGUAAUUCAUAUUAUGAAACUCGUGUUUUUACAACUAGAGUAAUUACUUUUCUUUUUUGCCUUGAAAACAAACUGUAUUGGAACAUUGGUUGCUAACAAAAACAAAAGAGCAGCUAAAGACAUACAGAGUCAGUGCCACUUAGAGCCACUUUGUUCCAGUGGAGAUCCAGACAUGAUGUUGUACACCAAAAGAUGGCCUUCUGAAACUAAUGCCAAAAUAAAGGAGGAGACUGCUUCAAAUGAAUGUUGCAGCAGCCUUUGAACCAUUGUCUAUCUGAUACAGGACUGUGACACAGUGUUAGAUGAGUGAACAACAGCAUGACAACAUUGCAUUAGCCUCGGUAAAUCCAACUUUCUUUUUUCCAUUGUUUUAUUUCUUAUUAUAAUCAUAUCAUUGUUGUUCUUCCAUUUUGUAUGGGUUGCCUUGAGUUCUGUGGUUAAAGUCUCAUUAGAAGCCUAUCCCUCAUGAUGUAUUUCAAUAAAAACUAAUAGAUGGAUAGUGCACAAUUCAGUAAGGGAUGUUUGUAUUUCUUGUCUGCAGACGCCGGCUGGUCACUUUUUCUUUGUGCUUGAAUCUUGUGCAAUUGAAAAAUGUCAGAUGUUAUCGUUCCGCUGUGUGUGAGUAAUAGCCCUUUGUUAUUUAAAUGUUAAGAAAAGUCCAGGACUGGUGUUGUGUCUUUCUCUGAGAAUCAAUGGUUAAACAUCCACAGUGGUUAUGGUAUCCUCUGUAUUUUGGGGGCAGUUUUGACUCCAGAGGAACCUAAUGAUGAAUAAACGGUCUGCCUUUGUUUAUAAUUGUCUGAAUAUUUGAAGUGUGAAAAGAUAUAGUUCAAAAAUAAAGUAAUGGUUUCCUAAAUAUCUUCAAG
Molecule: messenger RNA, 3323 nt
Organism: Trematomus bernacchii (emerald rockcod)
Lineage: Eukaryota; Metazoa; Chordata; Actinopteri; Perciformes; Nototheniidae
Gene: dclre1b
Product: DNA cross-link repair 1B
Exons: 4
Coding region: 428-2128 (566 amino acids)
Biological process (GO): interstrand cross-link repair; protection from non-homologous end joining at telomere; double-strand break repair via nonhomologous end joining
Molecular function (GO): 5'-3' DNA exonuclease activity; damaged DNA binding
Source: RefSeq, a predicted model, not a curated record